CUUAAAUUCGAGGAUAUAAGAAAGGAAAUUAUCCCAGCCUGGUAUCGCGUCCUCCUUCACAACCACUACGAAGUCUACAAUAGGAGGCAAGUCAAUCGAGAAGAGUUGAUGAAGCACGCUCUCGUUACCGCGAUUCUAUGAAGGCAAUUUCCGAUAAACCACGCGUAUUCGAGCGACUCGAGUUGUACAUAAACCAGGAUCCUCCAGAGGAGUGGCCCGAGGACUACUAUCCGGCGUACGAAGAAGACUCCUUCUCUGACAAUUCCGAAGACGAAUCGCUCGAUCUUGAGAACUCCAAAGACGCAACACUCGAUCUUGACAGCUUAGAAGACGGACCACUGGAUCUUAACGCUGUGGAUGCAUACGUUGAGCUUACCAACGCACGACAGGAGCAAGUUUAGCCCAAUGUAAAGUUCUUCGGUCUCCUACAUUGCUCUUUUCUGGAGUACUCUACAUUUAACGCAAGGGACAAGAAGAGGCUCAUGGUGUGGUG
Messenger RNA from Mytilinidion resinicola, 493 nucleotides. RefSeq lists its product as uncharacterized. NCBI's taxonomy places the organism in Eukaryota, Fungi, Ascomycota, Dothideomycetes, Mytilinidiales, Mytilinidiaceae. The record is from RefSeq and is a predicted model, not a curated record. The coding region runs from base 138 to 401 and encodes 87 amino acids. The transcript has a single exon.